Molecule: messenger RNA, 1455 nt
Organism: Aspergillus aculeatus ATCC 16872
Lineage: Eukaryota; Fungi; Ascomycota; Eurotiomycetes; Eurotiales; Aspergillaceae
Exons: 4
Coding region: 1-1455 (484 amino acids)
Molecular function (GO): metal ion binding
Source: RefSeq, a predicted model, not a curated record
AUGCUAGCAGAUGCCGAUAUAACCGCUUUGGACAGCCACCUAGGCACCAUUGUCCGCGAAAACCAACAACACCACGACAACCUGCAGAACUUGCUCUCGAAGUUCCAAGAGCUGCUUGAAAGCUACAACAGUUUGAAGAGUGAUUACGAGGAGGAAAAAGCGGGGCGAGAGCGUUACAAACGAUUGGCGAGGGGGCAGUUUAAAGAACACCUGAUCAAAGCUGGAAGCGAUGGAGGUAUCACGGCUGCUCGACUCAUGCAUGACUCGAUUCGCGACUUACUACAUGACCGCCUUGGGAGUCACGCGGACCAAUGUCGGAUCAUGGUUCGCAUCUAUGCCAACGUCCUGGGUUUAUCUAAAGCACUGGCGCGCUCCGGACUUGUGGGCAAUGAAGCCCGAUCGCUAUCGCCCUUUGUAGCCAACCUGACAAGCUCCCAAGAUUUGUUCGACUUUGUCGACGCAGGGGACAAGAAAGAAGCGGCUGAUUACAAGAUAAGAGAAAUGUUUCGGAUGUUUGCUGACAAUAACCAAUGCAAGCAUAUUUUUUUCGCCGGGUGCCACGAUGCCGGGUACCUAAAUUUACUAACCCCCUACCGUGGACGAGCAGAUCGUCUCACCCUUCUUAAAGCAGCCGGAUUCCAUAACCAGUACAAUACUCUAGACUUGCCGCUCAGAGAACUUCCGGAGGUCUUCAUGUCGACGCCCUUCGCUGGUGUUCACGCAAGGGAGUCUCCAAGUCAAUCUCAGAUUCAAUCUCAGAUCAUACUGCCCUCGCCUAGCCGUCCUGUCUGUAAGCAUUAUCAAAAGGGCAUUUGCAGGUAUGGAAGCACAUGCAUCAAGCUCCACAUACAACCAAAUCAACAGAUAUCUAAAGUCCCCGACGACACUACAUCAAUCUUUGACCGAGAAAAUUCAUCUCCAUCCCGAACUCACGAAUACUAUGCAGCCAAUCUGCCCACCACUACAGACCCAUUCUAUGGAACUCAUGUGCCUAUCAACAAGACUGGAGAACGCAUUGAUACCUACUGUGCCGCACCCUCGCCUGAAGCGCGGGACCAGUACUCUCGUCGUGCCAGGGUCCACCGGCCUUGCAACAACUUUCACUUAGCCGGACACUGUGAUACUAUACACUGCGAAUUCGACCAUGGCCCCAUCGACAUCAACAGCCGUGGUGUGAUGGCUCACAUUCUACGCCAGCUCCCGUGUGGCGCCGGUCUCACUUGCCGAUCAAUGAAGUGUUUUCUCGGCCAUCACUGUCAGAAAGACGGAUGCCGGGGCACCAAGUGCAGAUUUAACAGGCAUGCUCAUAUGCUGGACCUGCACAUUGCCAAGUGGGUGCCAGCCUUGGAGAAAGAAGACGUUGUCGCAUCCUCCGUGAGCGAUGCAUCAGAAGAAGCUAGUCCGGUCGACUCCGACAACACCUUCGCAUAUUCAACCAACGAUACACUAUCCUGA